This is a messenger RNA of Parnassius apollo (apollo), 678 nucleotides long. NCBI's taxonomy places the organism in Eukaryota, Metazoa, Arthropoda, Insecta, Lepidoptera, Papilionidae. The record is from the annotation of a GenBank genome assembly.
AUGGAAAUAAAGAUAGUGCGCAUAGGGCCGCUGCCUGGAGGUCGCCAGGGCGCGUAUGGAGCUGGCGCUGGACGCGACAGCAUGCGGGCCGCCAGCCGAGCGCGGGGUGUUGCAAGACCACCUAGCAGCCCCCCGCAUCCAUCAUCCCCACCAGAAGGCUUGGUGUCGGCUGGGUCUUCUCGGACUCAGCAAGCGGCACCCGCCGCUGGUGGAGCACGUCGCAUGCGUUGGUCUAAAUCAAUGAAUGAAAACGCACUGCGGGCGUAUUUUAGGGCAAAAGGGGAAGAAACUGGAUGUUUGGCGUAUCGGGCUCGGAUGCAUCGCUUUUUUGCAGAGCUGGAGCCAUCUCUAUCCGUCACUGAGCAAAACCUGGCAGACCGAGUUAGGUACAUCCUGCGCUCCAACAUAUUUGGUGACGCCGAACUCGAGCGACUACGACGUGAGGCUAUUCCUUCAUCGAAUGGAAAUGCUACGGCUGGAAAUGCGGCGCCACUAGAUGCGCAACAAACUGCAUAUGUGGAUGCUGCCGUCAACAUUCCAUUUGUGGCUAAUUCAGACGAUGAUGGAAUAGUCUUCCACGAACUAGAGAAAAUGAGGAGCAUAUUGGAAGAGUCGAUGCUGGAAACGCGCAGCACGCCUCUCGAGAAUCGACCGCAACUUCCCCCGCAUACCCCUUAG